Molecule: messenger RNA, 381 nt
Organism: Aspergillus niger
Lineage: Eukaryota; Fungi; Ascomycota; Eurotiomycetes; Eurotiales; Aspergillaceae
Exons: 3
Coding region: 1-381 (126 amino acids)
Source: RefSeq, a predicted model, not a curated record
AUGACUGGGAUUCUUGGAGAUACUGCAAAGGUUGUCGCUUUGCGUAUAGGAGCACUUAGUAUCCUGGGAAGGAAUAUAUUUCCAUCGGCUUUAUAUCAGGAACACUGGACCACCAAUCUUCUCCCAUCGUCCUCCUCGUAUAAGGAGAUUCUGCCACCGAAAACCUCAGCUGUUGGCACUACUAGUCAUGGCUGGGACAGGGUGGGAUCCGCAGCAGGCGAGGGGGGUGUUCGUCGGAGAUUUCGGGGAUUCGGUGACUUACGCGAAGCGAGAGCAGAGGGUCCUUUCCUCCGGCAUGGAAGCGCUACGGGAAAAGACCGUACUACUUACCCAUCCGUGUGCACCGAUUUCGACAUGGAAUAUGUGUGGAUUCUUCAGUAG